GAGUAAACAGUCGCCAUUUCUCGAAAGUAAGAAAGAGCAGAAAGUGUGGCGGACAGUUCGUUCACAUCGGCAGAGAAACCAACCCCUACCAACUCUUAAAUUAAACACCGUAUCUAAGCUCUCAGUUACCGGCUUUCUUCCCUGACUGCUGUACAAUAGAUGUGAUAUUUCAGCCGGAGUUUAUGAGGGCGGUGAGUAACGUUAAGGGCACAGCUGCAGAAAAACAGCCCUCCCCUGAAAAAUGAUCAUUGAAAACCUCGAUGCCUUGAAGACAUGGCUCUCGAAGACUCUUGAACCCAUAUGUGAUGCUGACCCUUCUGCUCUUGCGAAAUAUGUGGUUGCCUUGGUGAAGAAAGACAAAUCCGAGAAGGAGUUGAAAGCACUAUGCAUUGACCAGUUGGAUGUAUUCCUUCAGAAAGAGACACAGAUAUUUGUGGAUAAACUUUUUGAAGCUGUGAAUGCAAAGAGCUACCUACCUCAACCAGAGCAUCUGACUUCCACAAGCAGAACCGAACCUCACCAGCGCACUGAGAAAGAUGAAUCAAAGAGAGAGGAGCUCAGCCGAGAUGAGGAUCGAGAAAAGAAAUUCACCCGGAGAAUAAACCACAGUCCUCCGUCGAGCUCCAGGUACAGCCGUGACAGCAGGAGAAUAGAUGAGCGCAAGAAAGAUGACCGCACCAGGAAACGAGAGUAUGACCGUAACCCACCCAGAAGGGACUCUUACCGAGAACGCUACAACCGCAGAAGAGAACGCAGUCGCAGUUUCACUCGGAGUCGCAGUCGCAGCUGGAGUAAGGACCGCACUCGUGACAGAGAAAGAGAUCGGGAUCGAGACCGGGACCGCAGCAGAUCGCGAACUCGCUCACGGACUCGCACCAGGAGCAGAAGCAGAGAGCGAGAUUCUGCAAAGGCAAAAUACGACCACAGCCGUCCUGAACGUCAGGAGGGCCCGACCGCCGACGGCUACACCGCCACACCUCUCACACCCGGGACCACCACUGCUCAUUUCCCAGUGCCCACCCUCAGUAGCACCAUCACUGUCAUCGCCCCCACACACCAUGGGAACAACACCACUGAGAGCUGGUCAGAAUUCCCACAGGACCUCGCGCCGUUCAGCAGGGCCGGUCCACCAAGGAAACGCUGUCGUGAUUAUGAUGAGAAAGGCUUCUGUAUGCGAGGAGACAUGUGUCCUUUCGAUCAUGGAAGUGAUCCAGUGGUGGUGGAGGAUGUUAAUCUUCCCAGCAUACUACCUUUCCAGCCUCCGCCUCUUCCGGGAGUGGAUGGCCCGCCUCCUCCGGGUCUGCCACCCCCUCACUCACUCCUGACUCCACCAGUGAACCUCAGACCACCUGUGCCUCCACCGGGCACCAUGCCUCCCAGUCUACCACCUGUAGCAGGUCCUCCUCCUCCUCUUCCUGCCCUGCAGCCCUCUGGUAUGGACGCCCCUCCGAACUCCAUGACCAGCUCUGUGCCGACUAUAGUCACGUCAGGGAUCCGGCCUCCGAUCACCCAACCUCCACCACCCCUGUUCACAUCAGACUCAUUUGAGCCAGACGUGUAUAAUCCUGAAGCCCCAAGCAUGACCUCGCGGCCCAUGUACAGACACCGAGUCAACGCUCAGCGGCCCAAUCUGAUUGGUCUGACCAUGGGUGAGGUGGAUCUGCCCCACAGAGAGAAAAUGUCAAACAACAACAGCACUCGGAUAGUUUUAGAAUCAGACUCCAGGAAGAGAGGAGCAGGACCACAUGAUGGAGCGAUUCUUGCUAAGAAACCCUGGUUUGACAAACCAAACUUCAACAAACCCAACCACCACGGCUUUCAAAGAAAAGUGCCCUACUCUGUAAUAAACACCAAACUGGCCAUCCGUCAGAUUCCUCAUGAGCUCAACAACAUCAGCAAACUUAAUGAGCAUUUCAGCAAGUUUGGAACCAUAGUCAAUCUCCAGGUGGCGUAUAAUAAUGACCCAGAGGGGGCGCUGAUCCAGUUUGCUUCCCCUGAAGAAGCCAAGCGGGCCAUGCAGAGCACAGAGGCGGUACUCAACAACCGCUUCAUCAGAGUACACUGGCACAGAGAGGACACAGUGGAACACGUGCACACCACGCCACAUCCGAGCAUACAGUCUCCCCAGGAGCCUGCAGGGACCACACUGAAACAGUCAGUGAAAGACCGGCUCGGACCCGUACCCACAGCUCACCCUGAGCCCUCACAGGUUCCCAACGUCCCUCCGCAGAAUACAACCAAAGCUUCAGUGAAGGAGCGCCUGGGCUUCGCUAAACCAGCUGGCCUCGGAGGAAAGGUCUUUUCCACAUCUACUGGCCUGACUAAGACUGUUUAUAACCCUGCUGCACUGAAAGCUGGCCAGAAGGGGGUGCCAUUUGGGACUAGGGUCAGCACUGAAGAUGCCCUGAAAAGAAAACAGGAGGCGCUGAAGCUUCAGCAGGACGUCAGAAAAAAGAAACAGGAGAUUUUGGAGAAGCACAUUCAGACUCAGAAGCUGCUGAUAUCUAAGCUAGAGAAGAACAAGUCCAUGAAGGUGGAGGAUAAAGCUCUGAUCAUGCAGACCCUCACCACCCUCACCAACAGCAUCACCAAACUCCAGGAGGAGAUAAAAGGACUGUCCAGUGCUCACGUCCUGAAGACCACUGUCAAGAGCAAAGCCCAGGCCCAGAAGGAGCUCCUGGACACAGAGUUGGACCUUUAUAAGAAAAUACAGGCAGGAGAGGAUACUGCCGAACUCAAGAUUAAAUACACUCAGCUGCAGUUAGAGGCGGCCAAAAGGGGGCUUUUGACCUCAGGACGUGGGAGGGGGGCCCACUCCAGGGGUCGUGGGUCCAUGAGGAGCCGCGGCCGAGGGAUUCGAGGGCGUGGGAGAGGAGCUCCAAAUCACGCUGUGGUGGAUCAUCGACCCAAAGCUUUAGAGAUCAGCGGUUUCACUGAGGCGGAUCGAGUCGACCUGCUGCCGCACUUCGCACAAUAUGGGGAGAUUGAAGAUUGCCAGAUGGAGGAUUCUAGUCUUAGUGCCAUCAUUACGUACAAAAGCCGUGCAGAGGCUGAACAGGCGGCCAUCCACGGUAUUCGGUUAAAUAAUCAGGAGCUGCGUUUGGCCUGGCACAAGCCCCCGGCUUCCCUCAACACAACAGACCUGGAUGAGGCUGAACCUGAGGAUGAGGAGUUCCCAGAGGAUUCGCUCGUGGACGAUUCCCUGCUGCAGGACGAUGAUGAAGAGGAAGACGAUAACGAGUCGCGCUCAUGGCGCAGAUGAAGAUGAAGUCUUCUGUCCGGUCCUGCUGCAGUGCACCACUCUUGAGUUCUGUUUUUGAAAUGGUUGUUUUUAAAAUUAUAAUUUACAUUUUUAUUUGACUUAUCAAACCCGAGCAGCACAUGGAGAUCAUCCGUCAAACGGCUGUGAAUUUGAAUAACCGAGUUGUGAAAUUUCAUGAGUAAUUAGUUUUUUCACCCUCAUCGAUUGUUUUGUAUCGUGUCAACAUUGACUAACUUCUGCUCUUAUUUUUGUUUUUUAUGGUCAGUAUGUUGACCCAAAUUUCUUUUGAACACUUCUGAAAAUGUUACAGUUUGAAAGUAAUAAUGGAGAAUGUUUCAAUUUCAAAGACCACAGUAGAGCAUUUUUUUGAAGCUUUGUUAUGAAAUAUGUUGUACGCUUUCCUUAGUAUAAUCAGCCUGAUGAGGAUGUAGCUUUUGUGUACAUAUUUUAUGUAUGGAUUUUAAUGGUUUGAGUGAAUUCUUUGCUUCUGAAUUCAUCACCUGAGUUUAAUUUUGAAAUGUAAAAAAAAAUAAAGAACUGAAAUGGUCUAGAAAAAAUAACAGCUGUAAAAAAAAAAGAAAAAAAAAGAAAAAAUAUUGAGAGCUCUGCUGCAAAAGCAGCAUUGAGAACAAAAAAAAAUAAAUCUGAACAGCUGAAUAAAGACCAUUUCAACCCCCCCACCCCCAAAUCUUCACAAAAAGAGCAAAUUUCCUAAAUUCGUCAUGCACUACAGUACCUGCAGGUAUGUAGCAGCAACAAUGAACAGCAAAGUGAGGUAAGCAAAAUGAUUUCACAAAGUCUUUAUUUUUUGUUGACUAACUGUAACUGUUGUGCAUUUCUGCCCAUUAGGCCAUGUGUGAUGAUAUAGCAAUACAAUUAUUACUGUUAUGAAUGAAGGUUGCAUUACAUCGGAUCACCGAAGCAUAACAUAUCGGGACACUAAAACCUGUUUUUACAAUAUUUGUUGUACCCUUGACGCCAUCGCACCAUCUUGGUUACUUGUAUCCGGCGCCCCCUACAACCUCCGAGCAUCACAUUUGCAUAGUGGAGAACGAAUUACCCAAUCAGAGCUGUGGCAGUCGGUGAUGUGGCUCUCCCACCUUGGUGCCUGUCAUGGAAACUCAGCUAAUUGUGAAGAAUUGGAUUUGCACUUGGAGUGUGCCGUGAAGCUCGGCUUCACCCCCACCAACUAAACCUCGGCCCGGCCCAGCAAGGGGGCCCUUAAGUGGACCCGAUCCCCCUCCUACACGACCUCAUGCUGCAAUCUUCUCCCAAUCUUCCCUCCGUCCACGGCCGGGACCUGAUCUCACCAUCGCACGGACCUAAAGCAUCCCGUUCAUCAUUGGCACUGGAUUGUUUGCAGCAUCACUUCCUGUCUUCGUCAUUUUGGUCGCUUUAAUCCUGUUGAAAGAUCAAAUUAAAGAAUAUUUUUAAAGAGA
Molecule: messenger RNA, 4701 nt
Organism: Pimephales promelas (fathead minnow)
Lineage: Eukaryota; Metazoa; Chordata; Actinopteri; Cypriniformes; Leuciscidae
Source: RefSeq, a predicted model, not a curated record